GGGCGUGCAGCGAGAGGGGCGGUAGCUCUGGCUUAGCGGGAAAUGGAGGUUCGGAACAACCUGGGGGAGAGUUCUGCGAUGGUGGAGCACAUAACGCCCGCAGGACUGUUGGAGCUCUCUGCCUUUCCGCUUCGCUGUAUCUGGGUUGAGUUUUCCGUUCUCUUACUGGCUUUCCUAUGGGCAAUGUUACAACUGACUGACUUACAAAAUCAAUGAACUGCCUUUAUAGACGGCACGUAUCCAUAAAAAUGGUUUAUAAUGAGGUAGAGGAGGUGAUAUAUGUCCAUUUCAGAUCGUGAAAAGAAAUGAUUGGGAGGUAGGCCGUGUUUGUCAGUCAUCCUCUAAGGCUGUGAAGAAACUGAGAUUCCAGUCAAACUGUAACUUCUCUGGUGGAGAGCAGUACAGACACAGCAGUGUAUUGUGCUGUGUUGAGUAGGCUAACUUGCCUGUUUUGUUGCAAUAAAAUGGUAGGCUCCAGCAAAAUAUAUCCUGUGCAUUAACAAAAGGCUCCAAGCAAGCACAGUCAGAGGCAUGUGGGUUUUGUCAUACACUCCUCUUUCUAUUACAGAGUAAGGAAGAUAGCCAGGGAAGUCCUACUCAAUCUAAGGAAGAAAAUACUUCUUUAUUUCACUGUUCUUAUCUGAGAUGGCUACAUUUGAUGUUGAGUCUUUUCAAUUGAAUGUAUGUAUGGGAAAAUCCAAAAUGUAAACAGUGUUUAUUAAGAUACAGCAACAUACAUAGCAACAUAAUGGCUGUCUUUUGUUCAUGCUCUGGAUUUGAUAUAAAGGACUAGUGUUUUGGGUGCCCAUAACAGGGCAGAAAAUAUUUGUUUAAAAAUUCCUCUUGGUUCUGCUUAAAACAGACAGAGAUUGAUAAUAACCUUAUUUCUGCAACACCAGAAACUUGACCUUUUAAAUAUAAAAGCAGAGGAAAGCUUGGUUUUUUUCUCUUGUAUAUUGCCAAAUGUUAAUGAGAAAAGUAGAGUGAGACAGUGGAUGCUCUCAAGAACUUACAGUUAAGAAGCUGGGGAUCCAGCUGAAGAACUUGGGGUGGACUAAUUUGGAAUGUAACCAACAAUUAAAUUCACUGGGAAGCGUGACCUGGUUUUAAUAGAAAUGAAAAAUGACCUUCUUGCUAACUGCUCUGUGGAUCAUUCAUUCUGUAAAAUUCUUUCUUUGUGCAGUCCUAGGCUGAAGCUCAGCAGGUGCAAAGGUAAAGGUCUAAUGAUUUUUAUCAGCUAGAUUUUGCAUUGAGAGCAUCCAGCUGACAAGAGACAUGCAAGGUGAAGAGCUUUGGCGGGAGGCUGAGGAAAUGUUGGCGGAGUUGUAUCUCCCUAUUUCUUCUUCAAAAGGCUCCCUGCUUCCCAGUACUGAAGAGAGUUUUCUAAAUAAGCCAGAAUCUCCUCUUCGGCAGCAGUGAAGAAGAUGGGUGGCUUAGGGCUGCUGGCUAUGGACGUGCCAGAGGAGUACAAAGGAGCAGGCCUCGACUACCUGGCCUAUUCCAUAGCUGUGGAGGAGAUCAGCAGGGGCUGCGCAUCCACGGGCGUCAUUGUCAGCGUCAAUAACUCUUUGUAUUUAGGGCCAAUACUCAAGUUUGGCUCUGAAGAACAGAAGCACAAGUGGAUUGCUCCCUUCACCAGCGGGGAUAAAAUCGGAUGUUUUGCCCUUAGUGAACCAGGAAAUGGCAGUGACGCGGGUGCAGCAUCCACAGUGGCACGCCUUGAUGGUGAUGAGUGGGUUCUGAAUGGCACCAAGGCCUGGAUCACCAACGCCUGGGACGCCUCAGCCACCGUGGUAUUUGCUACUACAGAUAAAUCCCUGAAACACAAGGGCAUUAGCGCAUUUCUGGUUCCCAUGCCAACGCCUGGGCUGUCACUGGGGAAGAAAGAAGACAAACUGGGAAUCCGAGCCUCUUCCACUGCCAACCUGAUAUUUGAGGACUGUCGGAUACCCAAGGCCAACCUACUGGGACAGCUGGGUAUGGGCUUCAAAAUCGCCAUGCAAACUCUGGAUGCAGGAAGGAUUGGUAUUGCCUCACAGGCUCUUGGAAUAGCACAGGCAGCUCUGGACUGUGCUGUGGAUUAUGCUGAAAAGAGAAUGGCCUUUGGGUCGCCCAUCACAAAACUGCAGGCAGUGCAGUUCAAGCUAGCAGACAUGGCUGUUGCCUUGGAGGGUGCGCGUUUGCUGACCUGGAGAGCUGCUAUGCUGAAAGACAAUGGGAAGCCCUUCACAAAGGAAGCGGCGAUGGCCAAGCUGGCUGCAUCAGAAGCUGCAACAGCCAUUGCUCAUCAGGCCAUCCAGAUCUUGGGCGGCAUGGGCUAUGUGACAGAGAUGCCAGCAGAACGCCACUACCGUGAUGCUCGUAUCACCGAGAUCUACGAGGGGACCAGUGAGAUCCAAAGACUGGUGAUAGCAGGUCAAGUGCUGAAGGCGUACCGUAGCUGAAGCAGCUGACCAAAGCAAGACACUGCUCCAAAGUGCCUCGCAACAGUGCACAACAGUGAUCAAGUCUUGGCCCUCUUGAGCAAGGAUAAUGAUCAAAGUUCUCCUCAUCAAUAAGUAACUGACCCUCUUGUUACAGUGUGCUGAUUCUUCUUUGGACAAAGUGUGGUACAUGGAAGGCCACGUUUAGGUUUGUAAGCAACGGCUCUGAGUGCAAAAUGGAGGAAUCAACCUGUCUGCAUAGGGGAGCAUAAGUCUUUUCCAAAAACAGAGUAUUGUUUUUGUUUGGUAGCAGCAGAACGACAUCGGUGAAGUCAGCAGCUCUCACUGUGCACUUCCCUGGCAGUGCCUGUUUUGCAAGGACUUGUCACGAUGUGAUACUUGAUAACUAGUGCAAAAUUUAGUGACCCCUGUACCAGACUGCAGGUUACAUUGCCUCUUCUGAUCAGACUGUAAAUGAAGAGUUUUGGGUGUGGGAUGCAGCUGAGUGUGAGCUGAUAACUGGAUACAGGCUGUGUGCCUUAAUCUGCAGCUGUGCACUUUUCCCCACUGGUCAGCAGGAGAGGAGCCAGAUGGGGACACACAGGUACUCCCUACACACAGCCCGUGGUUGCUGUCUGUGUAGAUCUGAAAACAAAGGUCAGAACCCUGUUGUCCAGCAGCCUGCUCACUCAGCCACUUCCAGAUGUCAGUAUGAAAGUGAAGGACAGAAAAGCUGCAAUGUCUGAGACUGAUUUUUAAAAAAAAAAAUAAAAA
Messenger RNA from Cuculus canorus (common cuckoo), 3197 nucleotides. RefSeq names its product acyl-CoA dehydrogenase short chain (gene ACADS). The record is from RefSeq and is a predicted model, not a curated record. Gene Ontology annotation, biological process: fatty acid beta-oxidation using acyl-CoA dehydrogenase; butyrate catabolic process. NCBI's taxonomy places the organism in Eukaryota, Metazoa, Chordata, Aves, Cuculiformes, Cuculidae. Gene Ontology annotation, cellular component: mitochondrion. Bases 1425 to 2444 code for a protein of 339 amino acids. Gene Ontology annotation, molecular function: flavin adenine dinucleotide binding. The transcript has 9 exons.